AUGAGUAGAGUGAUAAGCAAAUCCAUUUCAUUAACGCCCUCUCUCACUUGCACUCAUCUCCGAUUCCUACCCUUUCGAACCUCCUCUUCUACGUCGUCCUCUCCUCCUCAAUUUCCCCGAAUGGCCGCCGAAUCUUCCUCUUCGUCCUCUCCUUCCGCCGCAUCCGCCAUCGAUUUUCUCUCUCUUUGCCACCGCCUCAAGACAACAAAGAGGGAAGGAUGGGUGCGAAGACAAGUUGAGAACCCGGAAUCUAUUGCAGAUCACAUGUAUCGGAUGGGGUUAAUGGCUUUAAUCUGUGCUGACAUUCCUGAGAUUAAUCGAGACAAGUGCAUAAAAAUGGCUAUUGUUCAUGAUAUUGCAGAAGCUAUUGUUGGGGACAUCACUCCUUCUGAUGGGAUUCCAAAGCAUGAAAAAAAUCGACGAGAGCGGCCACGGGCAAAGGAGAUAGCUGAUUUAUGGAUGGAAUAUGAAGAGAAUUCUACUCAAGAAGCUAAGAUUGUGAAAGAUUUUGACAAGGUAGAGAUGAUACUUCAAGCUUUGGAAUAUGAAAAUGAUCAGGGGAAAGAUUUGGAGGAGUUUUUCCAGUCAACUGCAGGAAAGUUCCAAACUGAGUUGGGAAAAGCUUGGGCUUCAGAGAUUGCAUCAAGAAGGAGAAAAUAA
This is a messenger RNA of Fraxinus pennsylvanica, 660 nucleotides long. NCBI's taxonomy places the organism in Eukaryota, Viridiplantae, Streptophyta, Magnoliopsida, Lamiales, Oleaceae. The record is from the annotation of a GenBank genome assembly.